Molecule: messenger RNA, 2991 nt
Organism: Scleropages formosus (Asian bonytongue)
Lineage: Eukaryota; Metazoa; Chordata; Actinopteri; Osteoglossiformes; Osteoglossidae
Gene: srrt
Product: serrate RNA effector molecule homolog (Arabidopsis)
Exons: 20
Coding region: 161-2788 (875 amino acids)
Biological process (GO): mRNA processing; primary miRNA processing
Cellular component (GO): nuclear body
Source: RefSeq, a predicted model, not a curated record
AUCCGGGACACCGUCGUUCCGUCGCAGCAGCUCGGACGAUUCGCUGAGGAACAGAGAGGGCGCCAACCGAGCGUUAGCCUCGCACAAAUAUCGACUUUAUAGCGGAGGAGCCUCCAGAAAACGCCAUUUUCCACCUGUCGUUGAGAUAAAAGGCUGACCGAUGGGUGACAGUGACGACGAGUAUGACCGCCGGCGGAGAGACAAGUUCCGCCGGGAGCGGAGCGACUACGACCGCUCCAGAGAGAGGGAGGAACGACGGAGGGAUGACUGGAAUGACAGGCGCCCUUCUGCCAGGGAAUGGGAGAGGGGGCGUGAACGCCGAAGCCGAGCAGAGUACCGGGACUAUGAUCGCGGUCGCCGAGAAAGGUUCUCCCCACCCAGGCACGAUAUGAGUCCCCAACAGAAACGCAUGAGGCGUGACUGGGAUGACCACGGAGGUGAUCCCUACCAUGGUGGUUAUGACCUGCCAUAUGGAGGGGGUGGAGGUCCCAGCUAUGCUCCUCCGCAGCCCUGGGGCCAUCCUGACAUGCAUCUCAUGCAGCAGCACCAUGGCAUCCCCAUACAGGCCAGACUAGGGCAACCAGGAAACAUCCAUGACAUGGACCUGGGUCCUCCACCACCAGUCAUGAAGAACUUCAAAGAGUUCCUGCUGUCGUUGGAUGACUCUGUGGAUGAGACAGAGGCUGUGAAGCGCUACAAUGAGUACAAGCUGGACUUCCGCCGGCAGCAAAUGCAGGACUUCUUUCUGGCCCACAAAGACGAGGAGUGGUUCCGUUCCAAAUAUCACCCAGAUGAGGCUGGCCGUCGGAAGGCCGAGGCUCAUGCUGCGCUGCAGAAUCGCUUGAACGUCUUCAUAUACCUGAUGGAGAAUAGCUGGUUUGACAACAUCUCCUUAGACAUUGAGCGAGCCCCAGCCAUCAUUAAGAUCCUGGAUGCAGCGGUCAUAAAAAUGGAGGGUGGGACGGAUAACGACCUGCGUAUCUUGGAGCAGCCCACGGAGGAAGAGGAAGACAGAGAGAGGGCUGCGGCUGCUGGAGGCAGUGCAGAGCCUCAGAAGAGGGAGGAGCCUAAGGGAGGGAAUGGCGAUCGCAAACCUUCUGCAGAGAAAGAAGAUAAAGAGAAGGGAGAGGCCGCAGUGAGUGGUGCGGAAGACAAACAAAAGGGUGCUGGAGCUGGCACAGGAGAGGCUGCAGAUGAGGAGAAGGGGGAGAAUGCUCCUGCAAAAGAUGAACCAUCAGAGACCAAAAAGUUGAGUAAGAAGAGGAAGAGGAAGCACAGCGGUGACAGUGAUGAUGAGCCCAGUGCUUCAGAGACUGAAUCUGAGUCGGAUUCUGAUUCCAAUUCCCGGUCCUCUGACAAGCCAGCUGAUAGGGAAGAGGGCGAGGAGGAGGAGGAAGGCGAGGAUGGAAAGGAACAUAAAAAGGAGAAGCUGAAAGAGCGUGAGAAGGAGCGUGAAGAGAAGAAGCCCAAGGAGGAGAUGCAGCCACGACCACGCCCCCUGCACAGGACCUGCUCUCUGUUCAUGAGGAGUAUUGCUCCCACCAUCUCCAAGGCUGAGAUUGUGGCGCUGUGCCGGCGAUAUCCAGGGUUUAUGCGUGUAGCGUUGUCCGACCCCCAGCCUGAGCGCAGGUUUUUUCGCCGUUGCUGGGUGACAUUUGACCGCAGUGUGAAUAUCAAGGAGGUCUGCUGGAACCUGCAGAACAUCCGGCUGCGGGACUGUGAACUGGCUCCGGGUGUUAACCGUGACCUGGCACGCAGGGUGCGCAAUGUGAAUGGCAUUACGCAGCACCGGCAAGUCCUCCGCAAUGACAUCAAGCUGUCUGCAAAGCUGAUCCACGCGCUGGAUGAGCGAGAGCGACUCUGGAGCCAGCGGCAACGAAGUGUUGGUCUAGAGCUCCCAGCCCAGAAUCCCAUUCUGAAGAACAUCACAGAUUACCUCAUUGAGGAGGUAAGCGCAGAGGAGGAGGAGCUUUUAGGAGGCACAGGGGGAAGUGAACCUGAGGAGGGGAACAAGGAGGGCAACCCUGCUGAGAUCACCGUGGAGAGGGAUGAGAAACUUGUCAAGGUUCUGGAUCGUUUGCUCUUAUACCUUCGUAUUGUCCACUCCAUCGACUACUACAAUUCCUGUGAGUACCCCAAUGAGGACGAGAUGCCCAACCGCUGCGGGAUCAUCCAUGUGCGAGGGCCCAUCCCACCCAAUCGAAUCACCCAUGGGGAAGUUGCAGAGUGGCAGAAGACCUUUGAGGAGAAGCUGACCCCCCUGUUUAGCGUGAAGGAGACUCUGUCAGAGGAAGAGGCCACCAAAAUGGGCCGCAAGGACCCCGAACAGGAAGUGGAGAAGUUUGUGUCAGCCAACACCCAGGAGCUGGGCAAGGACAAGUGGCUGUGCCCGCUCAGUGGGAAGAAAUUCAAGGGUCCAGAGUUUGUGCGCAAGCACAUUCUGAACAAGCAUGCAGACAAGAUCGAGGAGGUGAAGAAGGAGGUGGUUUUUUUCAACAACUUCCUCAUGGAUGCCAAGAGACCCGCCUUGCCUGAGAUGAAACCACCUCCUCCCCCUGGUCCAGCACAGGGUGUGCUUUCCCCUGGACUGCCCUUCCCCCACCAGGGACCACAGGGUCUCCUUGGCUUUGGUCAGCCCCGCCCACCCGUCCUUGGAUACGGUGGUGGUCCUCCAUACCCUCCCAAUCAAUAUGGAGGAGGCAGGGGCAACUACGACAACUUCCGUGGACAGGGAGGCUACCCUGGGAAGCCCCGUAACACCAGCUUGUCUCUUGCCUCCCUAGGAUGAUCCGUGGAGAUCCUCGAAAUAUCAUUGAAUACCGUGACCUGGAUGCUCCUGACGAUGUGGACUUCUUUUAAAAGCUCCCAUUUUACUUUCAUUUUAAUUUCUCACUUCCACAAAGCCCCUGCACCAGCCCACCUUAUAUAAUUAAUAUCACACUUUAAUCAUUUACUGGUCCUGUGAUAUGUUGUGUGAAUUAAAAGUAUUCU